Paracoccidioides lutzii Pb01 is the source of this 1218-nucleotide messenger RNA. RefSeq lists its product as hypothetical. Gene Ontology annotation, cellular component: COP9 signalosome. Gene Ontology annotation, biological process: ubiquitin-dependent protein catabolic process. The record is from RefSeq and is a predicted model, not a curated record. Bases 1 to 1218 code for a protein of 405 amino acids. The transcript has 6 exons.
AUGGCGGAAAUUCUCUCUCGUUUACUUUCCUUCCCUCCCACACCUUCGCCGAAAGGACGUCCAACAUCUGAUGUGAAGUACGAUAAAGAGAUACGGGGUCAUUAUUUGGAGCUAAAAUGCAUACCUUCGCAGAAGUUGGUUGCGCAUAUCCCUGGAAAGGGAAAUUUUCUGGAGUUGCUGGAUCCAGGACGUCAAACUCUGGCUUACAUUUUUGUUCUUCUAUCCCACUAUCAGGUUUCACAGGAAGAUACCAAGGAGCCAUUUCCAGUUGCAUGGCUUCCGGGAGGGGAGCUAUGGUCAAAGUCAAUAACACUCCUGAAAGUGUUUGAUCGCAUCCAGGUGAGGUACGCUGGCCAGGAAUUCCGAAAUCUUGUUGAAAUGGUUGCGAAAUCAGCCGAGAUUUCGUCACGACCUCUGGUGGCUCUUCAUCCUUUAAAACACGCUAUACUCCGUCUUGACCCAUCGUCCUCCACCUUCACAUCAUUGCAUACCACAUUUGUACGCCUGUGUCUUCUAUCGAGGUCUUACCUCUGUGCUCUCGAUAUUCUAGAUAAGCCUCUCUGUCAUUUCCCAACUACUUCCGACAACCUAUUUAUUAAAAGGUCCCAAAUCCUUCCGUGCCAGCAACAUGAGUCAAGCAUGUCCUUUAUCACUGCCUCCUCAGGAUUGUCGGGAAAGAUAAACCACAGAUCUUACCUAGAGUACUUUCUGUACGGUGCGAUGAUUUAUAUGGGCCUCAAAAAAUGGGACAACGCCAUCCAUUUCCUUGAAAUAGUUAUUUCUGCACCUACAACAAACUCAUUAAGCAUGAUUAUGGUAGAUGCAUACAAGAAAUGGGUUUUGGUUUGCCUUUUGGAAAAGGGAAAGCCCCUCCCUAUGCCAAGAACGGUUACACCCUCCACAGCAAAAGUAUUCAGAUCACUAGCAAAACCCUACGACUCUCUAGCUGAUGUUUUCAAAUCUGGGGACUUUCGAAGGUUACAAGCAGAGGUUUCUGCUGGUGAAGCAGUUUGGUUUUCGGAUAACAACAUAGGCUUAGUUUCACAAGCCUUGCUUGCGUAUCAGCGUUUCUCUGUCGUGAAACUUGAAAAAACAUUCGCUGCACUAUCAACACUGGAUAUAUCGUCUUAUUUAGGGACCGACACCCAAUUGACGGAUGAUUUUGUGCAACUUUCAACCUCAACCAUCAGCCUGAAUCGAAAUUCUUGGCUAAUUUAA